AUGACCGUCCCGAAAUACAGCCACAAACGCCAUAAAAGCAUGCAGCUUACGAUUGAAAGAGCGCAGGAGUCGUUGAGGGGUGUGCCCUCGCACCACCGGGCCAACGCGACCUUCGUGAUGCUCUGUCGGAAUAGGGAGAUCGAGGGUGUGAUUUCGAGUGUGAGGCAGGUGGAGGAUAGGUUUAAUGAUAACUAUGGGUACCCUUGGGUGUUUCUUAAUGAUGAACCGUUUACGGAGGAGUUUAAGAGGAGAGUCAGUGUGUUGAUUAAGAGUCCGGUGCAUUUUGGGGUUAUACCACCCGAUGUGUGGAACCAGCCGGAUUGGAUUGACGAGGAGAAGGCGGCUGCGGGGAGGAAGAAGAUGGUCGAGGAGAUGAUUAUUUAUGGUGCGUCCCGUAAGACACCCCCCAUCCUCACCUCCAACACGCCAGCUCGAGCUAACGAUGUACACGCGUCUUGUGAAGAUACCGCAACAUGUGCAGAUUCAACUCGGGAACACGAACUAAUGCUACCGUAUCGCUACUAUUGGAGAAUCGAACCUGAUGUCGACUAUUUCUGCGAUCUAAAUUACGACCCGUUCACGUAUAUGGAGGUUAAUAAGAAAGUUUACGGUGCGUCGCUUCUCUUCGUGGUUAGUUUUGGGUGGGGUGGAUGA
This is a messenger RNA of Coprinopsis cinerea okayama7#130, 654 nucleotides long. Its product is annotated as alpha-1,2 mannosyltransferase KTR1. The record is from RefSeq and is a predicted model, not a curated record. Gene Ontology annotation, molecular function: alpha-1,2-mannosyltransferase activity. The coding region runs from base 1 to 654 and encodes 217 amino acids. Gene Ontology annotation, biological process: cell wall mannoprotein biosynthetic process; protein N-linked glycosylation. The transcript has 6 exons. NCBI's taxonomy places the organism in Eukaryota, Fungi, Basidiomycota, Agaricomycetes, Agaricales, Psathyrellaceae. Gene Ontology annotation, cellular component: membrane; Golgi apparatus.